This is a messenger RNA of Durusdinium trenchii, 687 nucleotides long. The record is from the annotation of a GenBank genome assembly. Lineage: Eukaryota; Dinophyceae; Suessiales; Symbiodiniaceae.
AUGGCUCGGUCUGGAGCGUCGCACGGGCUGAAGGCGCCAGCUUUGCUGAAUGCCUACAGCGCGCUGAAGACGGUGCAGGAGAUGGAUCCAGACUUCAAGCACAAGGUCCGCGUGCCGGUCAUGGUCAUCACCGGGACCCAGUCGGCGGGCAAGACCACCUUCAUCGAGGCCAUGGUGGGCUUUCCCGUGGGCUUUACAGACCGGAACACGGGCACGCGCUGCCCGGUCCGCUACGUUUUGAGGAGGUCGGAGGAAGCCUGCUACAAGGUGGCAGGACAGGAGCUCAGGGGUCAGAAAGAGGUCCGCGAGAAGGUUACCGCGCAGAUGAAGAAUCUGGAGUUGAGGAAGCAGUUCAUUAGUGAGGAGGGGACCGUGUUCAGCUUCGGAGAGGCGCAGUUCGGCGCAGCGAUCGGCGCCAAGCGCAAAAGCGAAAGCGAGGACCGGGUCGGAGAGGGCAUCGUGAAAUGGAUCAUUGAGAGGCUGCUGCGGCGAAGAAGGGGCGAGACUGCUCGCGAGCGAAUGUCGAUGGCCCGAAUGCAGGAUCGAAGCCAACCUGAUUCAGAAGACAUUGCGAAGAUUGUGAAGGAAUAUCUUCGAAAUGAUCGGGUGAUGCCGGUCGUUUUGUGCAAGGCGCGGAGUGGAAUUGACGUUGAUUUCGAUGUGGCGGAUGGUGAAUUCAAGAACUGA